UGGUCGCGCUCGCUGUCUGAUUGACGGUGAUCAAGACGGUCAUUGACCAUUGCCACCGUAACGUCUGCUCGUCAAUCCAAGCUCUCCAUCGAUCAUUCGAGACGACGCGACGCGCAUCAUCUGGAUUUUUAUCAGUCGCGACGCAAAUAGAGCGCGAUGGCAGAGGAGCGACCCAAUGCCGCCCCAACGGCUGCAGAAGAGGAUGGCCCGCUCGUUCUCAACCUCCAGAUCUUGUCGCCCUCGGCUGGCGUGCCGAGCAUGAGGUUCGCUGACCUCCCUGCUGGUACGACAGUGCGGCAGCUUAAAGAGAAGAUCCGGGAGUCGUUACCGAGUCGCCCUGCGGAUAACCAGCAGAGGCUGAUCUACCGAGGUCGGCCGUUAAUCCGGGACUCGGAUACGCUACAAGACACCAUCGGCGAACAAACGAUCCGAACUAGUGAACAACAAACGAUUCACCUGGUGCUGCCAGAGACUGGUGAUGUUGCACCGUCCAGCGACCCUGUGCCUCGGCCGGAAAGCCAUAGCCACCAUCACAACGGGCGACACACCGUCCGCCAUAUGUCGACCACUACCCUAUCCCGGCCAGGUUCAGCACCGAUUAGGGCGCCUCAAGCCGCAGCCCAUCCUCCGCAGCACGCCUACCCACACCAACACCCGCACCAACACCCUCACCACCACCAGCACCAAGAUCUGAUUCAGCGGAUAAGGCAGCUCCAACAGCGAGAAGAAGCCUUACGCGAGGCUUGGGUCCAACAACGGCAGGCCGAACGGCAGCACGAACAACACCAACAACAACAACGGCAGCAGCACAAUGCGGCUCCGGUCUCGAUCACGGUCGACGAAUAUAUUAUCACGCCUGUCGCGGCUCCCCCCCCUACUGGAGGAUCCGGGCCAACCCCAGAUCCCGUCGGUCCCCGGCCGCUCUCAGCGGCUGAAGUUCGCAACAUAAUCCACGGAGCUGACGCGGCACGGGCCGCUCAAACCAUGACCAGCGCCAUGCAACGAAACGCCGCCGGCGGGCCACCAGCCAACAUGGCGGCAGAGCUCGCCCACUUCAACUUCAACACGCCCAUCCAGCCCAUCCAGCCGGGCGUUACAACUCCAGUUGUCCCAGGGCUAUCAAGGAACACGAGUCGAGUGCCUACCCCCGACAGCUUAGGGCGGUCUGUCAGCCAUGGGAGCGGCGUUGAGUCCAGCAACCCGCAGUCUCAAGCCCAGCCCCAACGCCACCCCGAGGUGUACAUCCUUUCGUCGCCUACCGGUCCCCGUGGACUGCUGAUCAACAGCACGUCAGAAAUAUACGCCAGUCCCGGGGCGCACCCUUUGACAUGGAUGCCCAACCCUUACCGGGCCUGGACGUCGUCAUCCGUGCUACCUGGAACCCAUCGCCCUGAUGUUCAACUCCCUCACGGAUUCGGACAUGGCCAGGUGACCAUUACCGGUCCCGGCCAGCCACCAGUGCAUAUCCCAUUUCCCCCCACACACACCCACCAACCGCCCGUCUUUCAGGUCCCGCAACAGCCGGCCCCUCAACCACAUAAUGAGCAGCCGACCGGCAUUCGCCGCCGACCAGUUGCAGGCCCCGCAACGCCUCCAGUUCCUGCAGCUCCUGCAGCUCCUGCGGCCCCUGCGGCGGCGCAAGCGGCACCUCGAAUGAACCAUCCCGGCAAUCCGGGAGCCGGCGCACUUGUAGCAGCAGUCUGGCCGCAUGUCUGGCUGAUCAUCCGCCUGGUUGCCUUCACCUGGUGGUUCUCGUAUACCAAUCCGUCCUGGGAGCGUUGGCUGUCCCUGGCAUUUGCUGCCUUCAUCGUAUUUGCCAUCAACACUGGGAUUUUCAAUGGAAUGGUUAACCAAGCAUUCCAUCCCGUGAGGGAGCAGCUGGAGGGAAUGAUCCCCUUUGAAGAUCCGGACCUCCAGCAGCAGCAGCAGCCGCAGGCACAAGAUCCGCACCGGAAUCAAGGAGGAAUCCUUAAUCAAACCGGGUCUGACGGAGCGGGCCCGGACCCCGCGCAGGCAGCAGCAAGGCUGGUCGCGCAGAGGCGACUGCGAAACGGCCACUGGCUUAGGAACCAAGUGAGGCGCAUCGAGAGGGCCAGUAUUCUCUUCCUGGCGAGUUUUGCUCCUGGCGUGGCCGAGAGACACAUUCAGCAGCUGGAGGAACGCGAGAGAGCAGAAAGGAGGGCUGCGGAGGAGGCGAGGGCGGCGGCGGCGGCGGCUGCUGCUCAACAAGAAACCGAGGCAGAGGCCGCGCAGUCGACGGAGAGCCCGGCGACUCAAGAGGGACAGAGGAGCGAGGUGCCGGAUCGGGCUCGCGAGCAGCAGCAGGCUGAGCCCCAGCCUCCUUUGGUCGAGGUAUAGGGUUACUUUCCGAUCUAGCCAGGCG
Chaetomium strumarium is the source of this 2383-nucleotide messenger RNA. RefSeq lists its product as uncharacterized. The transcript is spliced from 2 exons. The record is from RefSeq and is a predicted model, not a curated record. The coding region runs from base 157 to 2358 and encodes 733 amino acids. Gene Ontology annotation, biological process: endoplasmic reticulum unfolded protein response. Lineage: Eukaryota; Fungi; Ascomycota; Sordariomycetes; Sordariales; Chaetomiaceae. Gene Ontology annotation, molecular function: protein binding.